Cladophialophora bantiana CBS 173.52 is the source of this 690-nucleotide messenger RNA. RefSeq lists its product as uncharacterized. Bases 1 to 690 code for a protein of 229 amino acids. Gene Ontology annotation, molecular function: DNA-binding transcription activator activity, RNA polymerase II-specific. The transcript is spliced from 3 exons. NCBI's taxonomy places the organism in Eukaryota, Fungi, Ascomycota, Eurotiomycetes, Chaetothyriales, Herpotrichiellaceae. The record is from RefSeq and is a predicted model, not a curated record. Gene Ontology annotation, biological process: regulation of transcription by RNA polymerase II.
AUGACUGUGACAAUGACUGCAGAUACUUUACCGAUUCCACGACCGCAGGAUCUCGAAUUAAUGCAGCACUUCGCAGCUCAUACGUACAACCGCUUGUCCGUGGCGGGACUGACCGACGAACUCUGGCAAACACUAUUCCGCGGUGAUCCCGCUAUUAAAAACCGCACCUUCACAUCCUUCCGCAGCGCUCUUGACGGCAUCAACCAAGACAACUGUCAUGCCGUGUUUGCAUUCGCCGUGCUUGCUAUGGUGUAUGCUGUCGCGUCGCCGAGUGCUGGUGCCAUUCGGCCCAGGUCUAAGAUCUUGGAUGGCGCGGCUGUGCCCGCAACUUCCUCCAGGGAGUUACCCACAAUCGCUGUCGAAGGAUGGGACUGGAUUAUUGAGGGCCCUUUUGGCGAUUUUCUUGACAUGGACCAAUGCAUCAAGCUGGCGGAUGUCCGGGAUGGUGAUGAAGCCUUGUUCACUCGGUUGAACAAUCUGAACAACAGCCUGCUUUCUGGCGUAGAUCCAUUAGGCCACGCAACCAUCACGACAGUUAUUGAGCUGAUGGGACGAGUCUUCCGAGGGGACAUCGACUUGCUCUUUGGUCUUCGUGCAUUGGGCUAUAUCUUUGAAACGCCUCAGCCGGUUAUGGAGGGUGGACAACAUGGCAGAGACACUGGUUGCCGAGAUGACCAAAGAACUACAUGA